This is a messenger RNA of Ophidiomyces ophidiicola, 657 nucleotides long. RefSeq names its product glutathione S- transferase, nitrogen catabolite repression regulator (gene URE2). Lineage: Eukaryota; Fungi; Ascomycota; Eurotiomycetes; Onygenales; Onygenaceae. The record is from RefSeq and is a predicted model, not a curated record. The transcript has a single exon. The coding region runs from base 1 to 657 and encodes 218 amino acids.
AUGUCUCUCAAACCCCUCAAACUCUACGGGAGCCUCCACCCGCCAAACCCCCCCAAAGUUGCUUUUAUCCUCUGCGAGCUUUCUCUUCCAUACGAAGUCGUCAAUAUCCCGCGCGAAGAAAUCAAGGGCCCAUUUCUUACGUCCUUUAACCCCAAUGGCCGGGUCCCUGUCCUAGUUGACCCCAACAACGACGACUUCACCAUCUGGGAGUCCGGUGCCAUUAUGAACUACCUGGUCUCGCAGUACGACACUGAGCACAAAAUCAGCUUCCCCUAUGGAACCAAGGAGUACCACCUGACCCAGCAAUACUUGCACUUCCAAAUGUCUGGCCAGGGACCAUACUACGGCCAGUGGUCCUGGUUCAAUUUCUACCAUUCCGAGAAAAUUCCGGGAGUAAUUGAACGUUAUAGCAACGAGGCCAAGCGGGUUUCUCAAAUUUUGGAAAAGUGCUUGGAGGGCAAAGAGUUUUUGAUGGGGGAUAAGUGCACCUUUGCAGACCUGGCUUUUUACCCAUGGCAAUGGUUUAUCAUGUCGGAGGGUGUAGCUUUGGAGGAGGAUGUCCCGAAUGUGCACCGGUGGAUGCAGCGUAUGUCGAACAGACCUUCUGUGAUUAAGGUGUUUAAGGACCGUGAGGCGUAUGCUCCCGCGAAGGCAUAG